AUGAUGGUACGAAAAGUGCAAAAGAGUAAAGAGCAGCCGGUUUGCUUGUUGCCAGAAAUAGGGAUGGAAGCUGAAAGGGCGCAACCAUCCAGCAGUCUAGAUCGCUCUCAGAAAGAUGAGAGCAGCUGCAAGGAAAAGUCAUUUUCUUUGUCGGCUAGUAACUUAAGCAACCCGAUUGUUCUUGGUUCUGAAGUACAGUUAAGGGAGAAGCAGCAGCAGAGCAAGGAAUUUGUCUCUAAAAGAAGGAAGGGGCAAAGAACUAGGGAAAGGAAUGCAAUCGGAGCAGACUGUAAUUAUGAUGUGGGCAUAAAAUUGAAAGGGGAAAUGGCUUUGGUGGAGAGACGUAAUUCAAAGAAGGCUGUCCGGAGUAUGGCGGAUCAGCCGAAUGAUUCUUCUUCUAGAGUUUGUUUGCAAACUAAAUUGGCAUCAUGGGUUAGAAAGAAAAGAGAGAGAUCCUUGCUGGGAAUGGAAUCUCAUGACAAAGAUACGACACCGGAGAAAAAUAGUCUGAGUUCCUUGUUAGAACCUGAACGAAAAAUCCAAAGUUGCAUGAAGAAUGCAAGGAGCUUGAGGAAAAAGCACAGCUGUUCCUUACUAAAACCAGCUCUUUGCUUAAUGGGAAAGGAUAGGAGUUCUGUAACAGGGCUAGAAUCUCAGGAAGUAACUAGGGAACUGCAGAAAAGCAAAAGCUGUUCUGAACUGGGACCACACCAGAAAACAUGGAACAUGAGGAAGAAGACUAAAUUGGUUUGGCAAGAGCAAAAAGCUUUUAGGAACCCGGAGAAAAGUCAAAGAACAAAUAGGGGGUGCUUGUCUUUUAAGUUAAAGCCUGAUAUACAGAGCUUAAGCCCGAGAACUUUGGGAGAAAGAGGGGAGAAUUCUUCUGUUACAGGGAAUCUAGAAAAAUUACAUGUAGGUGCAGAAGUUCUAAAACAAAAUAGCAAAUGCCUAUUGAAGUGUGUGGCAAAUCUAGAAGAGAAUGGAACGUAUAGGAACACUGCAGAAAAAAGAAAGCAUAAAAUGGUAACCCGAGCGUCUUUGAAAUCAGUGGUGUGUGAAAAUGAUAGUAAGAACCUGAGCUGGACACCAGAGAAGUCUGUUUCAGAGGUUCCUGGGUGUAGACAAGUGAUCUUUGAGGAGAAAAUGAUGGAUUGUGGACCCACAGAGGAUCUACUGAUUACCAGAGUACAUGGUAGUAUUAAGAAACAGAGAGAUGGAAAGGAUGAAAUUGUGACUUCAACUGAACUUAAAAAAAAGACCAGAACAUCUAGUAAGGAUGCUUAUUCCCUCUUUCUCUUUGUAUGUUAUGUUUUUCACCAUAACUUCCCCUCCAGCCUUUAUUUUCUUACAGCCUGAAAAUCUAAAUUCAUUUCCAAAUUUAAUAUAAAAACUAAAUCACAGGUCUUUAUAUUUACACUUGGAUACUGUUAACUAGGAAAUCUUUAAGCUAGAAACCGUUGUACAGUAAUUUUAUUGGGACACUUCACAAAGCAAGCUUCUUGCUGGAGGAGACAAGAGGCUGAAAUUCCAUCCCUGACUAAGGAGCACUCUUUCUGUUUACAAUUUGUAUGAAGCCAUUAAAUUGCUCCUUUUGAUUCAUAUUUAGAUUCACUUUUGACUAAUGAAAAUGUAAGGCACCACAGUUUUAGCCUAUACAGUGGUACCUCGAGUUACAGACACUUCAGGUUACAGACUCCGCUAACCCAGAAAUAGUACCUCGGGUUAAGAACUUUGCUUCAGGAUGAGAACAGAAAUUGUGCGGCGGCAGCGGGAGGCCCCAUUAGCUAAAGUGGUACCUCAGGUUAACAGUUUCAGGUUAAGAACAGACCUCCAGAAUGAAUUAAGUUCUUAACCCGAGGUACCAAUGUACUUAAACUUAAGCUAUGGGAAAAACUUAAUAUGCUUGUUAACAGACGCUAACGAGGGAUAUCACCAAAAGUGGCAAAGUUUGAAUUUACAAUUUUCCUUCUUUGGGUAUGUUGCCUAUAUUAUGUGUGUGUGUGUGUGUGUGUGUGUAUGUAUGUAUGCAUAUAUGUGCACAUUCUACUUUGUGUAAUUUUCUUUAUGGAUUGCAUUGAAUUUCCAAUAUCGUGAUUUAUUUAUUUUUGCCAUUCUGGAAAUGCUUGCAAAUACAUUUUAGCAAUUUAAAAAACUUUUUUUUAAAAAACAACCAAGUAUUUUAUAUAGCCGGUAGCAAAAUACAUAACUCAGUCAGUAGAGCAUGAAACUCUUAAUCUGAGGGUCAUGGGUUCAAGCCCCAUGUUGGCCGAAAGAUUCCUGCAUUGCAGGGGAUUGGACUGGAUGUCCCUUGUGGUCCCUUCCAACUCUACAAUUCUGUGAUUCUUAUAUUCUGUAUUUCUAAUUUUAUUAUUCUAAUUGCUGUACUAAUGAAUGCCAGCCAUAGUGGAUGAGAACUAUGCUUUGUAUUUUUAAGCCGUUAGAUAUACUACACUUGCAGUUUAUAAAGGCAUUUUUUAUAAAAUACAUAUUUAUUACAGAUAUGCUUCGGCAAAGUCCAACCUUGUAUAUUAGAAUGCAUUCAACAUUUGAUUAAUUAUUAUCCCCUUUUUUAACUCAGGAAAGCAAGUCCAUGAACUUUCAAGCAUACAGCAUGGAAAAGUUCACAAGACUGGUCUGAGUACUUCUCAAGAUUGCAAUAUACAAAAUCUGCUAGAGCAGUCUGCAAGCCUUCCAGUAUCUAAAUCGGAUGAGACUGAAAGCAAAGAUCCUGUCAUCCCUUGUUUUGGAGCGGAUACUUCCUUGCUUCCUGUUACAAAUGCCAAUUCGCAGCUUUUGGACAUAACAGUAGCUGAAAAUGUGGAAACAAAUGCACUGGUAGUGCAGCAAAAUGAAGAAUGCAAAUGGUUUUCUAGGCAUAAUACUUUGCCAUAUACAGUAGAAAGGACUACUAUUCCAGUAGUGAGAUUGCUUGACUGUCGUUACAUUAAGGCACUCUUGACACCUACAGGCUUUGAGACCACCCAAAGCUGUAAGGUUCACUCUGGAUCUCUGCAUGUUGCACUUGAUCAAUGUAAGGUUUUGUUCUCUAGCGGGGGUAUGGGCCAGAACGAUUUGAGUUGCAGCCCUAAUAUAGUACAAGCUGGACAAUCAUUUCCAGAAAAAAGCACAUUGGUUGAAAAAGAGAUGUGCCAAAAUAUUAAGAACUCCUCAAGAUGUCAAAAUAGAAAGCGAUCCAGGGAAAGUAAAAUGUGUUUAGAUUUCAAAAAAAUAAACAAAGGAGUUAAAGUGCUUGAGGAUCUGGAAAAAACAGACCAGGAAGCUUUCACAAGUGUGAAUAUACACAGUGAAUGUGGAUUACAAAUGGAGAGUAAAACUGCCGUAAGAAGUUCAACGAUUUUGGAAAACCCAGUCUACAAUGAAACAACUUUAUUGUCUUCACUUGGUCAUACACCUGAUUUUGUUCUUGAGCAGGCUGUUCAAAAACCUCAAAAUAAACGUGCCAAAUUAUCUUGCGGUACAGAGAUGAGCAAAGCACACUUUAUCACAUGCAGUGCCAUUGGUUUUGAGAAAUCAGAGAUUCUUGAAAAGGAAAAUGAGUUAAGCAUACUAGAACCACAAAUUUGCUGUAGUAAUAAAUUGGUUGAUAAUUCUAUAAGGGAGACAUUAGUCAGUCAAAAAAUUACCAACCACAGCAAUAAUGUUGCUGGCUGUAUGAAAAGAGAAAAAAGAACCGUCAAAGAAAACACAAUACAUAAAGUUAGAAAGAAAUUGGAGCUACAAAGCUGUCAAAGAGCAGUACCAAUUUCUGGUAAAAAUGUUUGGCCUCGUGAAUCGUGUGCUAGAACAUACUUGUGGUUUGGUAAAAAUCAUGCAUCAGACUCAAAAAGAGAAUUUUUAAGAGUUUCUGAUUCAGUAAUUCUCUCUGGCCAGGCAGAGCUACAUAAGCCAUUGGCUUGUACUGUCAAAGCUUCUGCAUAUAAGGUAAUGGGUCAAAAAACGCAACUUCCCAAUGAAAACCCAACCUCAGAAUCUGUAGUUGAUACAUGCAAGGCUCACUCGGCUACUGCUAACGACAGCAGAAGUUCCUCUAUGGGUAUGGAGGAGAGACCUAAACAUUGCAGAUCUUCUAGCACUAAAAAUGUAAAGAAAUCAAAAAGAGCUUUAAAUUCAUCAGCAAAGGAGGCUAAAAAUAAAGGAAGUAUAGCAAAGAGAAAUAGUUCUAUAGAUACUCAUAAUGGUGUUUGUUCCGACAGUGGAAAACAUAGGAAGACCUCAGUUCUCAAACAAGAACCACUAAUCAAAGGGAACCUAUCAAAUUUCAAAAUUCCUUUACUGAAGGAUAAAAAUGAAUCCAGAAAAACAGAAUAUACUAGAUUGUCAAGAAGAGAUGUUUGCAGUCCUUUGGACAUCCUAGAUUCUACUGUGUCAGUGAAGAAAGCCAGAGCUAAAGAGACCUCGUCCAAUGUGCAUUCUAGACAUCAGUUCAAGUCAAAAGAAGUUAAUGGAAUUACUGUCCUAGAAGAAAAUGCAGACCAAUUUGACAAGGUUCUUGAAAGCCUUUAUAAAGAGACAAGUGUUCAUAAUGAAGGUGUGAAGACUUCCCAUGAGAGAGAAUUGGAAUUAGCAGAUUUGAAAGAUAAUCCUGACGCUUUGAGUACUGGUUAUACGGAGAUUCAAAACCACAACCCUUCUGCGGUAUUGGAAGUGCCAACUAAUGAUGAAAGUAAUUACAGCAAUAACUUUGCACAGGACAAAGCUAACUUCUCUGCAGAGGUUGUUAAGGCUUAUGAAGAUGAUGUUCUUGUGAUUGAUGUAAUUCAGGAUGACCCUGAUCUGUUUGGAGAAUCCAAGGAAGAAGACAAAGGGCAUUGUACCCAAACCAACUUGAAUGUCAGCAUUUCCAUAAAGGAAGAAAUGGAAGUAGAACCGGAACCCCCUCAGCUUCCACAGAAGAGACAUUUGGAUUGCUGUCCAAGGUAAGCAUAUCCUCUGGAAAUAAUUUAUAUAGUAUGUUUUGAGUUAUUAGAUGCUUGUGCUUUAGCUAGGUAAAGGGACCCCUGACCAUUAGGUCCAGUCACGGACGACUCUGGGGUUGUGGCACUCAUCUUGCUUUAUUGGCUGAGGGAGCCGGCAUACAGCUUCCGGGUCAUGUGGCCAGCAUGACUAAGCCGCUUCUGGUGAACCAGAGCAGUGCACGGAAACGCCGUUUACCUUCCUGCCGGAGCGGUACCUAUUUAUCUACUUGCACUUUGACGUGCUUUCGAACUGCUAGGUUGGCAGGAGCAGGGACCGAGUAACGGAAGCUCACCCCGUCGCGGGAAUUUGAACCGCCAACCUUCUGAUUGGCAGGUCCUAGGCUCUGUGGUUUAACCCACAGCGCCACCCGCGUCCCUCGUGCUUUAGCUAGCCUUAAACAAUUUAGUGACUUUGAGGUUAGACAGUUACUAAAAAAUGUGAUUUGCUUCUACUAAGUAUAUUAUGUAGGAUUUACAGUAAUAGUUUGGGAUUUACAGUGAGAAUUGAGGAUUAGCAAUAAUGGAUUGUUCUGCUUUUUAUUUUUAUUAUUUUAACCCAGUGAUAAAAGUAAAAAGUAAGACUAUAAGAGUAACAAUUGAAAGUGAAGUUUGAAACACAUUUAUGCUGGUGAGAGGCAGUAUAAAAUGGUCUUUUGCAAUUGACAGUAGAACUAAAUAGCCUCUUCGAAUUAUCUUAAUAUUUUUCAUUUGAAGAUUGUUCUUUGUAGUACCAUAGCAUUUAGAAAUACUUUUCUAUUCAGCUGCAGUAAACCGUUUUAGCUAAAGCUUACUUAGCUUAAUUUCAUUUGCUAGGUAUUCAGUAGUUAGAUUUGUGGUUAGCCAACGAUGAAUAUGCUUGCUUGACAUAGUUAAUAUAAUGUAUCAUUUAUAUCAUUUAAUCAUGUCUAUCAAUAGAAUACAACCAAGGUAGAAUGGCAAAUAAUUUAAGCCAUCUACUGCAUACAUAAUAUGUUGUGUGGGCAGUAGUGAAUAGUUCAGCCUACCAUCAAUACUCCCAAAUGUGAUAAUCCUACAUUUGCUUUUCCUGUAUUGUGAAGCAUCUUUAUGAAGUUGUGAUCCCUUUGGAGGGAUGUGUUUAGAAUACAUAACAGCUUUACGACUGGUAACUUGCCACACUAGGCAGGUGAAAGCCUUUAAAAACAAAUCUUGUAUACGUCUUUUGUGAAUCUUAACUAUGCUAAAUUCUCCAGCUAAAACUGCACAUGUUUUAAUGCCUAAGGCUCAGAAAAGAAUCUUCAAUUGACUAAGAAUACUUAAAAAGACAGAAUCAUUUCUAACAAUAAUAAAACAAGAAAACACAAAACAAUAAAUAAUUCUAUAAUAAAUUACCCAGUUAAGUGGGCAUAUCUCUUUUGUAGCUAAACAAAAUCAGUACAAAGUAACAGUUCUAGCUUUUGCAUGCAGGUCUCCAUGUUCAAAUUUGAAUGGCAAGAUUUUACUGCCCUUAGCUUUAAGGCACAGUUUGUGAUUCUUUUAGACACAUCUAAAAUUUUAUUUUCUGUUUUAAAAUACCACUAUUGUUACACCUGUAGGAUGAAGAGUCAAUUCUAAUCUGAUACCCAAAUGCCAGAACCUAUUAUUAAAUUAUCAUAAAUGAAAACUCAGCCUGGUUAAUAAAACAGCUUUCUUUGGUAAGGCACUACUUGUUGAACUGAGCUGAGAGGUGGAAGACUAUAUUGUAUAGACAGUGGUACCUCGGGUUAAGAACUUAAUUCAUUCUGGAGGUCUGUUCUUAACCUGAAACUGUUCUUAACCUGAAGCACCACUUUAGCUAAUGGGGCCUGCUGCGCAAUUUCUGUUCUCAUCCUGAAGCAAAGUUCUUAACCCAAGGUACUAUUUCUGGGUUAGCGGAGUCUGUAAUCUGGAGCAUAUAACCCGAGGUACCACUGUAAUAUAUGCAUUCCCGGUCUCUUUAGCUCCAAAGUUAUGUUUCUUAUUCUAUUUUUUUUUUAAAUGAUAUUUAUUGAAAAUUUUAAAAUUACAAAAGAGAAUAAAAAAGAAAAAACAAAGAAAAGACAAACCACAGUCAAACAAUACAAAUUAAUAAAAAUCAAAAUAAAAAAAUAACACGACACAAUUAAAAAACAAAAAUAUACCACAAACAUUUAAAAACAAAUCCAAUAUUCUCAUAUCUUUAACUGUCAUUACCUUCUUUCUUUGACCUCCUCCUCCUCCCUUUUUUUUGUAUCCUGAUUAUUAAUUGUCACAGCAAAUCCUUUCCAUAUUUCAUAAUAUUCUGUCAUUACUUUACCUUAAUCUAUUUUAAUCUUAUCUUACUAUGAAAACCUUAAAACUUAAAACUUAAAUCUUAUUUUUACCAAUUUCUCAUAACCAUAAUAUUCUUACAUAAUUCUUUAAACAUUUUUGCUAAAGCCAAAUAAUUUCGUUCCAACAUUUUUCUAACAUUCAUCAAUUUUAUAAAACAAUCAUAAUAAAAGAAAUAACAAUCCAAUCUUCAUCCAGCAUCUCUUCCUCCUGGACCCGGGUUUUGUCAGUCCUUUCUAUCCCAUCAAUCUAGCGCAUUAACCUGGUAACCUUAUGUCCGAGGCCCUUAAGUCUCUUCCAUGUCCCUUCCGCAGCUCUUCUUCAUAUUUAUAGCUAUAUUUUCCUUUAUCUCCUACUUCUUUCACUCUUGGGAACUCCAGCUUGACAAUGCUUUUGACCCUUCUCGACAAAUCAGCCCCUUUUCCAUAGUCCCCACUAAGUUCCAUGUGGUAUUUAAGAACAUGUUUCAAAAACCCUCCAAAAUUGAGAGCCCCCACAACCCCAAACAUCUCACGGCCCAUUGCCAGACUCGAAAAGUCCAAACCUCCCUGCAUAGGGGGGUCUAUCGAACCCCCCCAUUUCCAAACCAAACCAAACUUUAUCUUUCCAAAUCUGGCUUUUUCCAAGUUCAUUUGUCAAAUCCAAGAAUUCAUGUUCCUGCUGGGCCGCAGCUCCCUCCAUCCCUGGCGCCCAAGAUUCAGCAACAUCCUCUUCCCUCAUCUGUUCUGUCAGGGCACACUCCUGAUCUAAUUCCUGGGUGGGCUCUAUAUAAUAUCCCACUGCCUGUCCAAAAUUUCUAAUCGCAUCAGUCAUAAAAUCCGUCUUCUCAUGUAGCUGUUCCAGUAGGGCACUUGUUUUACAGAAAGCACUCAACAGAGCUUCUGAAUACAUUGUCCUGCAAGGUCAGAAGUCUAUUCCCACGAUCGUAAUCUGUAACAGCUGCGAGCUUCCCGAUUCAAAAUUGGUUAGAGUUUCACAGGCUCCCUCUAGGGGAAAAACUUCUGCUUGUUCUUUUCUUUUAAAAACAAAUCUAACAACAAAGUUUCCUUUUUCAGAUCUUUUGUCAAUAUUUGUUCCUUUAAAAUGUGAAGGGGAACAAUGGAAUCACUAUGUAUCUCUUCCUUUAGCUAUCUGUCAAAAACGUUUGUCUCUGGUCAAUGAGCUUCAAAGAACAUCAGUCUUGACACCCCGCUCCAGGAUCAAGACGGUGGAAAGUUACUUUACUUUACACUCACUUCUGCAGGUUUAAACAGUCCAGAAAAAAUCCCCCCUCUUCUCCUGCUUCCGAAGGGGGUUCCACAAUUUUAAAUGAUGAAAGUUAAUCCUUUAGAAGCGAUUUUCAGAACUUUAGUUUGCUGUGUCUUUGCUUUAAUCUAUCUACAAAGAAACAGAAGGCUGACUUCCUGUUUAGACCUUCCCGUUUCAGUGCCAAAUUAAAUUAAACUUUUAAGUCCAGUUUUCCUUUCUGCUCACAAAUCCUUAUUUAGAGUCCAAUUGUCCGAAACUUAAGUACUCACGGGUGGUUGUUUUAAAAGCCAAAUUGUCCCAGGAAAAAGGCAGCGCUCUCCGGCAACGGCUGUGCGGCUUUGCUCCACGGAAGAAGCAGUUGACUCUCAGCACUGCGCCACUUCCCCCUCUUCGCUCCGGAGCCCGUUAGUGGGUUCCUUAGCGGGUUGGGGGGGCGCUAAAGGUGCCCGCCGAGUCCCAUGGUCACAGGCUUCAUCCGCCUGUGAUUUUUGAAUGGGUCCCCGCUUCGCCGUAGCGGAAAGGACCCGAUUCCCGUGGAGCUGGUCCCUCCACUUCAGAGGGAGUCCGCCAUUGCCGAUGGCGCCACCCCGGAAGUCUGUGUUUCUUAUUCUAAUACAGUGGACGCUCGGGUUGCGAAUGUGAUCCGUGCAGGAAGCAUGUUUGCAACCCGCAGCGUCUGCGCAUGCGUAAAGCGCGAUUUAGCGCUUCUGCGCAAGCGCCGAAACCCGGAAGUGACCCAUUCCGGUACUUCCGGGUUCAGCGUGGUGCGCAACUCGAACUCGCACAACCCGAAGUGUCUGUAACCCGAGGUAUGACUAUAUUUAUAUACUGCUUAAUAUACAAAAUACCCAAGUGGUUUGCAUAAAACACAAUAAGAUUAAAAAGGAAAAGAUAAAGCUGUUUACAGCAUUGUAACCAUAAUUACAAAUAAAUUCUUCAGUAAAAAGAGAGUUUAUUAUUAAAACAUUCAGUUAAAUAUCAAUAAUUGCUAAACAGCAGUGUGAUGAAUCUAAUGAGCAAGGGUAAACCUGUUUAAAUAGAUGGGUCAGCAGGAGUUAUUUAAAGUUUGCUACUAUUUCUAUUUCACAAACAAGACAGGGCUGGGGUCCCAUAAUGUCAAAGGACUGAAGGUAGUCCCAACGGUUUACAUCUCUUAUCUUGCAAUAUCCCAAGAGAGGAUCUCCUAUAGGCGUAGUCAUUUAUUGAACUAAGUGGCUGGAAACAAUCAAGUAAGGGGACAUUCUUAUGGAUUCUCUCCUUAUUCUUUUUAUCUAAACUCCCAAACCAAUCUCCAGCUUCCUUUAUAGGACCAGUCUCAGGAAUCUUACUUGAUUUCAAACUCUCGUAGGAACUUCCUUUCACCUUUCUUGGAGAAUUGCUUUUAGAAUUGCUUUGUUCCUUCAGGGAGGUAAUGGGUCCUAUGAUAACAAUGCAAAUUCAAAUAUUGUCAUCAAAUUUUCCUCCUGAGCUUAUUGAUAGGUAUAAGGGGCUUAGAUUGAAUAGGCCCCAUUUUCAAAAACAGUUUAUGGUGCUAGGAACUCUAGGCAAAAGAACUCAUGACCCAGAUUGUUAAGGGUAGUUGUUAACAUUUUGUAAAAUUUUCUUGCUUACAGAGAAGAUCCCAUUCAGUAUGAUGGAAUAUUGGAGUCUUUCACAGAUGUUGGUGUUCCACUGGCAGAAGGUAAGAACAGGAAUUUAAAAAUGCAACAUUAAGGAGAAAAUGACAACUUGUGCAGGGGGAGUUAAGUGUUAAACAGCGUCUACUCUUAAAUGUUAAAGGGACGCGGGUGGUGCUGUGGUCUAAACCACAGAGCCCUAGGGCUUGCUGAUCAGAAGGUUGGUGGUUCGAAUCCCUGCUACGGGGUGAGCUCCUGGCCACAUGACCCGGAAGCUGUCUGCGGACAAACCCCGGCUUCCUCAGCCAGUAAAGCGAGAUGAGCACCACAACCCCAGAGUCGCCCGCGACUGGACAGUACUAGUACAGUACUACUGCAUACUUUGUAAGAAGGGUCAUCAUUUAAAAAGCUCACCAGUGAUAUGCCCAACUUCAUAGUUAAGCAUUCUGUUCUUAAUUUUACUAUGUUUCAGCAGUAUGUGUUGCAUUUUUUCCAGUGGAUGGAAGUAAAUCAGAAUUCCUAUGUGGAAUAAGUUCUACAGGAGGUGUAGCUGAAUCCUGUUUUGAGGAUGGGCAGUUGAGCGAAUCAGAUGAUGUUUUAAAGAGUUCUAACACAAAUGAAAAGGUACUGAAGUGAAUUAAUUUUUUGUUUAUAAAAGGUAGUGUUGCAGAAGAGUGUCAUUUAUUUGAGAGAACUUUUGUCAAGUACUGUAGUAAAUUGCACUACAUACAGCACAAUCCAAUGCAUGUUUACUUAAAAGUAAGUCCCACUGAAAUUGGGCAGUUCUAACUUCCAAUUAUGUGUGCAUCGGGUUACAGCCUUAGGCUGCCCUCCAGAUGUUUUGGGACCACAACUCCCAUCAUCCCUGACCACUGGUCCUGUUAGCUAGGGAUGAUGGGAGUUGUAGUCCCAAAAUAUCUGAGUUUGCCAAGUUUGCCUAUGCCUAGCCUUAGAGAUAUCUGUAUGCUGUUUUAAUACAAUGAGAUUAGAUGUACUGUUGUAAACCAGCAUGGUACUUUUAAUUUCUCUUUCAUAAAUCUGAAACUGUGCUGUGAAUCUUAAGUGUGUAAAUCAAAAUUAAGCAAAGCAAGGAAAUUGGAUGAACGUUAAAAAAUGAUUUGUUCUUUUAUUAACUUAUGGGUCUAGCAAUACUGUGAGCUAUAGAGGGAAGCCAUGGAACUUCCUUCCAUUCUAGAUUUGAAGACGACUUUGGUAGGCUUUUGUUGGUAUUGUUUCAUAAAUAGGACAUCCUGCAAUAGGGAGUUGGACUUAGACAUUGUAGAAAUUGUAGAACCAUAAACAGCAACCAUACUUCUUCCGCUUGAAUAUUCUAUGAACAAAAAGAGAAAGUUAUUAAAUGAAUCAUGAGUUUCUGUUUAUUUUAACUGAAUUACAACCUUUUUAAUCUUACAGUACAAAGUUUCGACUGUGAAAGAAGAAGCAGAGAUUCAGGACACUGCAAAAAUGUGUGUAUGAGUUUAAGUAGUCCUAGUUAAGUGAAAGGACGACAUUUUAUCUUCAAACCUUUUUCUCUGGUCUUAUACUCAAGAUUAGACACGUAGAAGUUAGAGAUAAAAUGGCUGUUCAGAAGCUCUCCUUGGGGAGAGCAUUAUAGAGCUGAGGCACCACAAACAAAAUGAGCCUUUCCCCACCUGCCUAGCAAAUUGUCCUUUAAGCUACCGGGGUAUCAAGCUGUAUUGUAUUGUAUUGUAUUGUAUUAUUAUAUUAUAUUAUAUUAUAUUAUAUUAUAUUAUAUUUAAUUUCCUAUACCACCCUUCAUCCAAGAAUCGCAGGGCAGUUUUGGAUAUAAAAACACAAAAAUACAUCACAUAGUCACAAACCAAAACAAAUAACCUCUUCCCACAGUAUUUUAUUUAUUUCUUUAUACCUUAAAAUGAAUGUUGAAUUGAAGCCAUUCUUGAGAAGUCCGUACUUGAAGCCAUUGGAACUGUGUUAAAACUGGCAAGAUGUUCCACUUGACCAGUUUUGAUAUGUAAUUGAAGCAGCAGUAUUAUGAACCAGUUGAGGUUUUGAGCAGUCUUUAAAGGCAGCCCCAUGUGCAAUGCAUUCACAGUAGUUUAAUAAUAACUGCCCAUGUUUUUGCAGUUGCUGGAAGGCAAUUCAUGCCAUAGCAUGAAAAGCAUCAACAGUUAGUGCAGGGUUUAACAGCAACUUGAUACAGAACGUGUUGAAAGGCCACUUCUCAAUUCACGCAAGCAGCCUGUCAGUAGUAAUUUUGUCCUGCUUAGAUUGAACUGCAGGUUGCUCACCUUCUAGUCUAUUACUGAUCUUUGCCACCUAUUGAGCACAUUGACCACUUCAUCUGAGUUUGAAAAGGAGAAAUAUUACUGGGUGGUUGUCGCUCCAGAACAGUGUAUGUCAGGGGUCAGCAACCUUUUUCAGCCAUGGGCUGGUCCACCAUCCCUCAGACCAGGUGGUGGGCCGGACUAUAUUUUGGAAAAAAAGAAGAAGAAUGAAUUCCUAUGCCCCACAAAUAACCCAGAGAUGCAUUUUAAAUAAAAGGACACAUUCUACUCAUGUAAAAACACGCUGAUUCCCAGACCGUCUGCAGGCCGGAUUGAGAAGGCGAUUGGGUCGCAUCUGGCCCCCUAGCCUUAGGUUGCCUACCCCUGGUGUAUGGCGUCACUUAGUGAUUUUACAUAGAUGUAAAAUAGCAUGGAGCAUUUUGGAAUGUCACAACACAAGUGCUGUGGAGCAGAACCCUAACCAAUAUAUUCAUUGGAGGAGGAUUAAUAAUAAUAAAAAUUAUUGCCUCAUCAGCUGGUCCCAGGGCAUGUUACAGCCAUUUAGAUGGUACUGAUCCAGAAGUGAUAAAUGCUAUGCCCAGUUCAUCCCAUCUAUCUGCUCACAUUUCUUCUCGUUCCCAGCUCACUUGCUAUGUGUAUUUUUGCAAUCAGUAGGAGCAGCCUCCUCUCCUCCACAAGGGAGGUGUGCUUGGGUAUAGAAAAUAUAAUUUACUUUAUUGUGCUAAUUUUUAAAUAAAAGAUAUAAAGUUUUUGUAUUAUUAGUCAAAUAAGCAUCUUUUUCCUCAUUUGGAAUUUAGUGAGAGGGCUCAAUACAUUGAAUCUAUGAGCCAUGAUCAUCAGCUAGAAUUGACACUUCCUGCUAUGAAAACUGAUCCCCGGCAGCAAAUCACAGCAGUGAAACCGUGGGUGAAUGGUAUUGUAUUAGUUCAAAAUACCUACACAUUUUGUUUUAUGGUACUACAGUGCUACUUUUCUGUGUCUGUAUAAAGGUCUAUUUCAUUGACAGGAUUUGGUUUGCAGGAAAAACCUGUGGGCUCACUCAUGUGUGCUGAUGUCCUCCAUUUCCUGGCUCACAGCCAUAAUCUCAUAAUAUUUGAAGCUAUUACUGCUAGCCAUAGUUUGCCCAUGCUGGAAAGCUCAGUUGGUUACAGAGUGGUGUUGAUAACACCAAGGUUGCAGGUUUGAUCCCCAUAAGGGACAGCUGCCUAUUCCUGCAUUGCAAGGGCUUGGACUAGGUAAUCCUUAAAGGUCCUUUCCAUUCUGUGGGAACCACAGUCUAAACCACAGCUGAAGUGGGCAGUGGAUUCUGGUGGUAGUGGUAACCAUAGUUUUCCCAGUUCAAAUGUGGCAACAAACUGGUUUCUGCAAACCAUGACAUAAACAAUGUGUUGGAAGAGGCAGGAGUGUGUGAGCCCACAGCACAUUCCAGAGGCAUAAAUGGUUUGGCCAUGAUGUCUGUGUACCUGAUGCAAAUGUAUGUGGAUGGGUGUGCUUGUUACUUUAUGUUUAUAAAAGUUAAAAUCCAACCUAGGAAAAGUAGGGUGACUCUGUAUUAAAGCUUGGAAUUAACAUCUGGAGUUUCCUUUCUGUUGCCUGUUUCACUUAGUUCUACCUUCUGUAUCCAGAUCAGAGGGUUCUUAGCUUAAUUGUACUCUAGAUUUGCCCAUGCCAAGGCAACCGUUAGUUGAGAUUUAAUAUAAAUGCAUCUUUGUUUAGCUAAAAUGGCCAUCUAAUUAAAAUACUGUGGAAAGUUAGCUAAACAAAAUCUAAAGAUGACAGUGAAAUAAAUUACUGAAUCAGUGCAUUAUUAUGAAUAUUUAGGAUAACAUUCGAGUGCCAUUUCUGUUUUCAUUGGCCAAGACUCAGAGAACCAUGUAACUAGUUCUCUGCACUCAAGAAAGCUUUGGCAUUACAAAACUGUUUUUGAAAACAAGGAAAUUUCAAAAGUAGUUUGCUAUGGCAGGAGGUUUGCGUUCAGAGAGUAAAAAACACACAAUGAACCUCCACUAGUGUCCUUACACGUUUUGGAUUCUAGUCACCAUAUUGAGUUAGAUCCUGAUUAGAUAAAAUCUUGAGAAACAUGGCCAUGCGUGUAAAGUAGGGUGCAGGCCAGAUCCUAUUGCAGUCAAAGAGCCCAAAUGAUUUUAAUGUCUAAAUUUGACCCUAUGUGACCAGAACUACAUUUUCUGUGUAUCUAAUCAUGCCUACUUGGAUUCUUCAGAGUUACAGCUUUACAAUAGAAUUCAAAAUAUUUCAAAGGCUGUCACCCCAGAAGUCAGAAUGGGGUAUUGAAAUAGCCCAAAGUUUUCCUUAUGUUGAGACAUCCUUCAAAGACUUAAAAUAAAUUACAGAAUUUCAUAGUUAAAAUGAAGCAUUCCUCUCACUUUUUUUAACACAGAGGUAUUGUAUCCUCUGGGAAUAUAGGAAUGCAUGUAAAAAUACAUAAUCAUCAAACAACAAGUUUAAAGGCUGUUGAAGGAGUACUGUUGUGGGUCCAACAACAUGGAGGACCACAAGUUUGCUACCCUACUAGUAAAACCAUUUAAUUCUUCCAAAUAGUUUUGUACUUCUCUUAGGAUGUUAAAGAACUAUAUGACCAAAAGAACAGCUACACACAAAAUAAUUCCAAAAAUACAUUACUUGUGUGUAAGAUAUCAAUGUAGUACACUGACUGUUGGCAUAUAUAUAAUAAUAUAACCAACCACAACUCCUCCUCUAGCUUGGCAAGUGUCUAAGGUGGGGUGGCAAAACAAACCAUGCUUAAGCAAGUCUGUUUGGUUAGGACAUGGCUCUAAAAUGUAGUUAAACAACCAGUGGUUUAUAAGGUAACAACAGAUCUUUGCUUCAGAUCAUGGUUUGCUGCUAGAAAACCAUGGCUAAUCUGAUAGGCAGGGUCCAGAUAUUUGAACAAACACACUUUGGCUAAACAAACCAUGAUUUAGAGUUGUGUGUGAACCAGGCCACUGUCUAUAUACUUUAACAUCUGAAAAAGCAUACAUAAAAGAAAAUGUAUGUGUUAAGGUGUACAGUAUUCCUGCAUAGAUGCAAUAUCAACAUAAAGAAAUCACUCUUUGUUACGUUGACACAGAAUCAGUUUGAAAAUUGCAGAAUUUGCCUUCCAGUGUGGCAAAUUUCAUUUAAGAUUUGUUAUUACUCAUGGUACUUGAAAAGAGUUUAACUUGUCAGUAGACAGGAAAUGAAAACUUUAGUUGUCAGUCAUCUCUGGGAUAAGAUAAGUGAAGUUUAUAAUGUAUAAUCAUGACAUAUGGCUAUUUCAUUCAGUUUAGGAGGGUUUUUUUCUUCAAUCUUAGAUUUCAGGUUCUCAGGGAAAGGUCCUCUUUUGCAGCCAUCAUAUCCCAACAAUUUAAAAAAAAAUGUUAUGGUAAGUCCUUAAAAUUCAUAAAUUUCUGCAACUAAGCAUAAGCUUAGCUACCAUUUAAGCAUUUACAUUGUUAACAACCAUUUAAAGCUAUUUAAACAGCUUUAAACAGUUAGAUGCAAUUUACAUGCUUGUUUGAGGUUUCUCUUUCAUAGGCUUUAGUCAUCCUGUUUUCAACUGUCCUGCUUUUAUAUAAAGUUUCUGACUUAAGGUAUAUAACUGCUAGAGACAUUUGAUUCAUAAUUUUUGAAAAUUUAGCAUAAUCAGGGUCCCUUCCAACUCUACAAGUCUGAUUCUAAGCCUCUCUUCUUAUUCUCAGUCCCAAAUCUGCUAGCUUGAAAGCUGAUGAAAGGCACUCCACGCUACUGAGGCCAUCUGAGCCUCAAGCAACAGCAAAGGAUCCAGUAGUACCCCCAAGCAAUGUACCCACUCCCUCAGAAACAAGCCAUGCUUCAUAAGCCAAUAGCAAAUCAUGGUUUCUCCUCAUGGUUUGUUGGUAGAAAAAUAAGCUAUAAUUAGUUUGCUGGGCUAGGUUUGUACAUUCAAGUAAACCAUUGUUAGGUUAAUCAAACUAUGACACUUUGUGCUAUGUGUGAAGUAGUCCAUACCCUGCUAAAUGCACAUAAAUCCCAAAAUAUGUGUACCAAAUGUGUUUUUUUGGUUUUCAAAUGAGAAUUCUGAGAGGGAAAUGAAAGACUUCUCUCUGGUUGCAUUGCAGACUUACCUAGGAUUGAGUUAUCUACCCCGUGGAGUCUGCAGAAUUCAUUUCAACACAUUGAAUGGUUGUCAGAGAGCAAAUUGCCGGUAUUCACAUUCACUUGCACCAAAAAAUGAAAAGGUAAAAACUGUGUGUUUCUUCUCUUUGUAAAUACUUGGUUGGUGCUCUCCGGUUAAAGAACAAAAUACGUGAGGCCUUUAUCAGAUCUCCAGGAUAAGAUUGUCAUUAACAGAGUAAUCAGAGAAUUCUCUGGCCUGAGAGACAUACACAUGUUCAUUGCUUGAUGACUGCAGAACCCAUUGGUGAUCUGUGAACGCAGCCAUCAAAUAAGACGGCACAGAUAAAACUUUAAUACCACCUCAAAUGUAACCUGUGAACUGGCUUUUGCAGAAAAUGCUGGCCUUAACUGCUGUUGCCUCCAGCAGAAUGCACAAUGGGAAGUGAAAGAAACUAUGCUUUUUCUCCAUGAACAGCGUGAGGGUUCCUAUGGGGUUUUUACACUAUUCCUUAGCAGCAAUGUGCUGCUUGCAUCUUCAGCGUAAGCCCAAUACAAGGACAAAACAUUCCUUUAUUUCCUGGGUUCUCUACCCAUGCCUGGGGAAAGUGCGGGGUGGGGUGGCAACCACAAACAAUGGGUUUGGCUAGUAUACUAAGCAAAAGGUUGUGCACAGGUAUGGUAAUAAUGGUAAAACAAUUGUUGCAGUUCCAUGUGGAAGUUAUUCAUGCUUUACACUCUUGUCCACAUCUAACUCUUAGCUACAGUUUAAUAUGUAUUGAUUAUUAUUUUUUAGCUUUACUAAAUAUAGAUCAAUGUGUACUUCAAAAUUAUUUGCAUUUGUGGAUGCUCACAUUUUGGAAACUUGUAAUACGCUUGUAAUAGAUAGCAAGUUUAUCUGUAAUAUAUUUAUAAUAGAUUUGUGGUUUUAUUUUAUUUUCCAGCUUUUCACUGAAAUACUUAAUACAUAUAUAAGUAUUGGUGAAGAGGUUUUGUUGCAGCGUGCAGGUAUGAUAUAAUCACAAUUAUAAGACAAAAUAUAGGUUUUGCUUGAAGAUUGACGGUGCCAUAUGUAACAGACCACAUAAUACAUUCCAUUAUACAGUUGAGUAGAAAUUUGGCUGUUAACAUUGCAUAGUUUCUUAACAUGUAUCCUAGCACAGCAUUGCUGAAAUAGUUUUUGAUAGUUAAUCUAAUAUGUAGAUCAUAAAGGCAAAAGCCGGUAACCAAAUAAGAGGAUAGUUCUGCUUAGAUCUGGAACUCUAUUCAGAACUAGAAUUCUAACCUGAAUGAGUUUUUUGUGUGGUAUAAGCGCUUAAAGUUCUUUGGUUUGUGGGCUUUAUUAUAUUAGUACUUCAGUGCUGAAACAGGAAGUAUUAUUAUCAUUAUUGGGACAUAUGUAUAUGGGACCAAGGCCCUACCAUAAUUUAAUUUAAUUCUUUUUAAAAAACAAUAAUAUGCAGAUGAAUUGUUGCAGAAGCUCUAGAUGACAUUUUUCAAGGUAGUGAAUUUCGCUGUUGAGAGGGAAAUUGUGUUUUCCCAAUAUGCUCCCCACAAUAAGGUUCUUUUGGAUAUUGUACAUAUUGAGUCAUCCUUCCUGAGGUGUUUGCUUUAGUAGGUACUAUCCCUCUCUCAUUUUAGGUGAAGUUAAAAAGGUAAAGGGACCCUGACCAUUAGGUCCAGUCGUGACCGACUCUGGGGUUGCGGUGCUCAUCUCGCUUUAUUGGCCGAGGGAGCCGGCGUACAGCUUCUGGGUCAUGUGGCCAGCAUGACUAAGCCGCUUCUGGCGAACCAGAGCAGCGCACUGAAACGCCGUUUACCUUCCCGUUGGAGCGGUACCUAUUUAUCUACUUGCACUUUGACGUGCUUUCAAACUGUUAGGUUGGCAGGAGCUGGGACCGAGCAAAGGGAGCUCACCCCGUCCCGGGGAUUCGAACCACCGACCUUCUGAUCGGCAAGUCCUAGGCUCUGUGGUUUAACCCACAGCACCACCCGCGUCCCCUGGUUAGGUGAAGUUAUGAACCAGUAAAUGUUAAUGUGGCCUACAGAUUAAAGUGCUAAAUUAAUUCUUCGUUGGGCUUGACUAGGGAUGCGAGCAUUUUCGGUUCCAAGAUGUGCUAGAACAAUUGUUGUAAAGGAAAGGAACAAAAUUUGGUACAGCUAUUUUCAUUCAACAGAUUAUGAAAUAAUGCUGAUGAGAAAUAAAGGAGCUUUUCAUAUGUUCAUAGGUACUGCUCUCAACAUUAUAAAUGCACUUGCCCAGUAAAAUAGAUUUUCAGUGCUUCAUUUUUACUCAUUUUUGCCUUUUAAAAAGGUGUUAAUUAAUGUUUCAGUAGUAUGCUACAUAAAACAAUUUCACACUUAAAUUUCCCAUUUUUUUCUAGCCCAGGUAUUUACAGAUUACUGCAGAAAUGGUGUUCCUGAAAAGCACUUGGAUUCACAAAUACUAAAUAACCUGCUAACAUCUUUGCUCCAGUGCUGUUUGCUGAAAGAGUUAUUUCAUGUAUUCCGCACUAGCAUAAUGAUUAAAAUACUGGUAAGUAACUUGGUAUUUUUUAUUAGUGAAGCCUAUAUAUGUCUACCUAGAAGUAAGUCCCAUUGAGGAAAUGGGUAUACAACUGCAGCUUAAAAGGCCUUCUUACUCAUUAUAUAAUGACUUGUCAUGUGUUUAUCUUAAUAAGCUCUCAAUUUUGUUUUCUUGGGUUUUGAUUCUGAGCUAUUAAUUUGGAAAUCAUAAGAUAAUUUUUAAAAAUCUACAAGAGCCAAAAAUGUUAAAGUGGGGCAGGGAGGAGAGACAAAAUUGCUAUGUAAAACUCCUUUGAUUUUCUGGGUUGAGCGGGCUGAAAACUAAACUUGCAAUGUAGUCCAUUCCAUUAGUUUUCUGGAAGUGGCUUUUACGUUGUGUGAAAGCUCAAGUAUAACGUGCAAAAUAACGGAAACAUAAGGAAAACGGAAUGCACUGCAGUGUGGAUGCAGCCUAAAUCAGUCUCAAAGCAAGCCUGAACCCAGACUGAAAUAGGUCUAGAUCAGGGCUAGUUAACCUUUUUAUACCUACCACCCACUAAUGCAUCUUUCUUGAUGGUAAAAUGUCCUUACCUCCCACCAGUGCUCGAUGGAAGGAGGAUUCAGCUUGUGCCAUAGAACCCCCUAUCGCCCACCUAGAAUCCUGAAACGACCACUAGUGGGCGGUAGAGAGCAGGUUGACAACCCCUGGUCCAGAUAAUGCAUCUUGUCCAAGAAUGUAUGUAACUGAAGUGCCACAAUCCUCUUGGUUACCUGCCUCAAAGCGGGAGUAUUAGUGUUCAGCCAGUAGUUGCCAGGAAAUCGGCAUAUGUGAUUUCUUUAGGAGUUGUUGCAUCACUGCUUCCUUCAGGUCGGCAGGCACCACUCCCUUGUGUAAUGGCAUGUCAGCCAAUCAUACCUUACAGACUAGCUGUAAUUCAGUAAAAAGAUGAAGAAGAUGAUCCCUUUUGUUUUUCUCCCUUUGGGGGGGCCACCACCCAAGACAGUGUUUCUUUUAAGCCCUUUCCCUGGGAAGCUGAUGUAAUCGGGAGUCUACUAGCUGGAAAUGGCUGAGUCGGGCCUGAUUCCUCUUGAAGCCAAACUCUCUUGGAGAAACACUAUAGGUAGAAAGCAGGCAGCAGAACUUUGGUUCCUCAUCUGAGCAUAUACCUACACGCAAUACCCAGAAAAGUUCAUGACACUGAGGAAGCUGGCUCAGUCGUACAACAGCUCGUGAAACAAUACAUUUAUUAGUCUUUUUAAACCUAAGUUGUUAUUAAGAUCAAGUACCCCCCCCCCAAAAAAAAUCACUUGUUUGGAAGAUACCGUAUUUUUCUGUCUAUAAAACGCCCCCUAUUUUCGGGGACUACAAUUUAAGAAAAUGGGGGGGAGUUUGCCCAGAGUUGUUGAGCUUUUUGGGGGGAGGAAUGCCGAAAAUCACUCACCAGACUGACAAACGCUGCUAAUCGCCCACAUCACAGAAGCAGAGAAGCGUCUGCCCAAUUGGCACAGCAGCAGCCCUUGCCGCAGCCACCAAUCAACCACCCAAUUGCUGCAGUCAUGGCGGUCACCACAGAGAAUUAACUUCCUACACCACUAUCACAUUGCCUGUCCAGUGCUUGAGGUUCGCCAGGACAGGUGAUACUGCACAGAUGCAGUAUCCCAGUCACUCAGAAGUGGCAACCACAUGCCAUGGAGUAAUGAUUAACUCUUGGAAGCCAUCUAUAUGAGAGUCAGGUGUUUUGUUUCAGAUUGAAAUUGUUCCUUGAAGUUCUGUUAAUUACAGCUAAUAUAUUUAGCUCUAAUGUUAAGGCAUUUUUGUUUAGCCAACUGUAGACAUUCUCCUCAAUGUCUUUGAGCAAGUGGCGUCCAUGAAACUAAGAGUCCUAGUGCCUGAGUUAAUUGACAUUUCUUGUAAGGUAUGACUUUGAUUAUUUGAUUCUAUCUUAAAUGUCAUUCUGCCUUCUGCAUAAAUUUAUCUGCUGCUUCUACAUGUCUUAUCAAUCACAUAAAUUAUGUUCAUUUUUAUUUUAUUUUAUGCUUUCUCAUCCUGAAGAUUGUGGGUCCAAAGGUCAACCCCUUUUAAAAACUGACUCCAAAAGAAAGUUACAGUCAUACCUCGGGUUGCGAAUGUGAUCCGUGCAGGAGGCACGGUUGCAACCCGCCACGUUUGCGCGUGACGCGAUUCGGCGCUUUUGCGUAUGCGCAUGACGUCAUUUUGCGCGUCUGCACAUGCGUGAGCACCGAAACCUGGAAGUAACCCGUUCUGGUACAUCCGGGUUUGGUGCGGUCCGUAACCCGAAAACGUGCAACCUGCAGCGUUCGCAACCUGAGGUAUGACUGUAUAUGAACAUAGAGCAUAUUUAUUGAAAAUACAUUCUACCAUCCACAGUCAAUACGCAUAGAAUUAAAAAGUUAAGUCAAGAAAUAGUAUCAGCCUUGUAGAUAAUAUACUAAGCUAUUGUUUGUUUACUGCAUUUAUAUUCCACCUUUUUUCUCCAGUGAACUCAAGGUGGUAUAUAUAAUUCCCAUUUAUUUGUUACAUUACUAUUUAUAUAACUAAGUUCACUGGGCGGUUUCUUCAGAUGAUUAAAACUGACUAAAGUUAUGAAUGCCAUGGAGGUGUUCCUGUUCCUGUAAUAUUAAGGACUUCGUAUGUUUGGAAAGAUGCUUUCUUGAAUACAAGGGAGAAAGAAUUUAAAAAAAUAUAUAUAAUGGGAGCAUGGAGGAUUGCAGCUGAAUUUUGUACUGUAAAUCGGUAUAAGAUUUGGAGAAUUUGGACAGAUUCAUAGAAUCUGAAGAUUUAUAGAAUUCUGGGUCAUCCCUUUACAUGAUCAUAAGCUCUGUCACGUACUAGCUUCUUCUGUAGGCCUCUGCAAAGGCUAUAACAUCAUAGUAUUUAGAAGACUCAACCCGGUCAGUCCUAGGACUAACCUUAGGCAUUUUAUAACUCAAGAAAAAAAAAAUCAAAAUUUACACCCUUCUUACAUAACACAGAGGUCUACUAGCAGGAGGCGCAAAAUUGGCAUCCAAACUAAAAUCUGUUGCCUGAAGUGAGUGCUUCAUGUUAUGAUAUGCCCUGGCUUUACCAUAGGAAUAGUAUAAUUCCCUAUGAGUCAGUGCAACUGUGAAUUAGACAGAAUUUGGCUGGAGGUUGGAAAUGCUGUUGCCUCCAAAAUCCAUUUAGCUAUAGAAUUCUUUCACCAGUUUUCCCUUAUCCCCAGAGCAUAUGUUAUAUAAGGCUUUAUACUAGAGAUUGGCAACCCCUUUGCUGUUGAGGGUCGCAUACAGUAGGGCUAAUAUUUUGUUGGUGGGAAAUGCUGACAAUGGGUGAACCCUGAACCCAACCCCUUUUCUUUCUCUGCUUGGGGAAGGAAAGAUCACUCAUGCCAGAUAACAGAACUGAUCACUUGCAGCGGGAUUUUGAAAGCCAGUUGCCCAACACUGCUUUAUACAUAGAUGUAUUACUUAACUGUCUAUUGUUAAUCACUUGUACAGAACACUGUAAACAUAGAAUUGCUUAGGAAGUCUUCAGUGAUAUUCAGGUUUUUGGUGCUUUGGGGUUUAUUUCCUUCCUGUCAUAGCUUUGUGAUGGUGGAAUGGUUUUUAAAGACGAGCACAUUGGCUGCAUCACCACAUUCCUAAACCAACUACAAAUUUCCAGUCAAGAACAAGCUAUUUUUUUGUCCAGGUAUGUUCUUCUCUUAUGUAAUCUGUAUUAAACCUAAAAUAUAAGAUAUAUUUUCUCAGCUACUUGUGCCAUAAAAUGCCAGUCUACGCAUUUUAUAAACUAUUUUUCGAUCUCAACAAGAUGACAAUAUUGAAUAUUGGGUUAUAUUAUUGAUUUUAUUUAUUUUUUAUUUUGGAAGCUGCCGUUGGGGGCUCUUAUGCUUUGUUUUGUUGUUGUUUAGUCUUCUUAGUCGUGUUUGACUCUCCAUGACCGCAUGAACCAGAGCAUGCCUUGGAAACUCUCACUUUCUUCUCAAAGCUUCUCCCUUUUUAUGUCCGUGGAGUUUUCUUAGGAUGAACAGAAAUGAAGAACAAAGUUUGGCAAUAUCACUUUCAAAUGUGUACAUACAAUGUGAUAAAGAUCUCCCAUUUCUGAACUUUUAUGUCUGGUUCAGCCAUAACAAUCUUGGUCUAAUCAAGUAUGGUUUAUCAAACCCAAAAUGAGAAUUUGCUUACAGUGGUGCCUCGCAAGACGAAAUUAAUUCGUUCUGCGAGUUUUUUCGUCUUGCGAUUUUUUUCGUCUUGCGAAGCACGGUGUCGGAAAAGCUUUGGAAAAGCUUCAAAAAUCACCAAAGUCCUCAAAAACCUCAAAAAAGGCUACCACACCGCGUGCUAUGAGUUGCUCCUCGAAGUCAAGUCGCAACUGUAUUAACGGAUUUAAGAAACAGGAAACAAACUUGCAAGACGUUUCCGUCUUGCGAAGCAAACCCAUAGGGAAAAUCGUCUUGCGAAGCAACUCAAAAAACCAAAAACCCUUUCGUUUUGCGAGUUUUCCGUCUUGCGAGGCAUUCGUCUUGCGAGGUACCACUGUAUGUGCUUCCUCCUUUCUCUGAUGCUCCACAAUUAGGUCUCAGUUUAUUAAACCAUAGUUCUUCUUUAUAUCCAAACAUGGGGACUGUAGUAUGACCUUAGAGUACAGUGGUGCCCCGCAAGACGAACGCCUCGCAAGACGAAAAACCCGCUAGACGAAAGGGUUUUCCGUUUUGGAGGCGCUUCGCAAAGCGAAUUUCCUGUGGGCUUGCUUCGCAAGACGCACGCCCAUAGGUAAAUCUCCGGUCCGCGAAGCCUGGGCGCGCGGAUCUCCGCGCGCCCAGGCUUCGGCAUGCCGGCAACCCUCCGCGAGCCGCGGCAGCGCGGCCGCUGCUCGCGGAGAGGUCCGCGAAGCCUGGGCGCGCGGAUCUCAGCGCGCGCAGGCUUCGGCAUGCCGGCAACUCUCCGCGAGCAGCGGCAGCGCUGCCGCUGCUCGCGGAGAUGUCCGCGAAGCCUGGGCGCGCUGAUCUCAGCGCGCGCAGGCUUCGGCAUGCCGGCAACUCUCCGCGAGCAGCGGCAGUGCUGCCGCUGCUUGCGGAGAGGUCCGCGAAGCCUUGGCUGGACAGCUUUUGAAGGCAGGUGGGGGGACAAGACUUUCGCCCCCGCCAGCCUUCAGAAGAGGUCCAGGACCUCUUCUGAAGGCUGGCGGGGGCAAAGUCUUUGUCCCCCUGCCUGCCUUCCCAGGGGCUUUAAAUUGCCCCGGACAGCGGAGAAGUCCUCCGCUGUCCCGGGGCAAUUUUAAAUUGCCGCCCGCCAGCAGGGUAAGAGCGCCCCGGACAGCGGCGAAGCUCUCCGCGGGCCCGGGGUUUUAAAAUGCUGGGGGUGGGAAGAAAGCCCUUGUCCCCCCCAGCCUUCAGAAGAGGUCGGGGACAGACUGUCCCCGGACCUGGUCUGAAGUCGGUUCCCUAGGAACGCAUUAAUUGAUUUUCAAUGCAUUCCUAUGGGAAACCGUGCAUCGCAAGACGAAAAACUCGCAAGAAGAAAAAACUUGCGGAACGAAUUAAUUUCGUCUUGCGAGGCACCACUGUACAAGCUAGGAUAUGAAACCAGGAUCAGAUCCUAGUUAAACCAGUUUCCCAGUUUGGAUGCAAGAGAGAAGCUACGGUUUAAGAAACCCUGGAAGUCCUUCAUUACAGUGCAUAAUCCUAAUCUUCCACCUAAUAAACAAACCAUUGUCAUUGCAUCUGAACUGGGACUUGAACUUUCUAUUGGAGCCUGUGGACAGAGGAAGGAGGAAUUGGAGUGAAACCCAACUAAGUACUGUAAUUAAUGAGCUACACUUGGUUAUGCUUACCACAAUCCCCAGUAAGUAUACAGAGUUGUUGGGUAAAUUUAGGAGUAGAAAGAGGUAAUUGUUUAGGCUGUAGGGACAAAAUCAGAGGCCACAACAGGUAGGAGAAUAGGGAAGCAGGAGGGAGAUGCUGUUUGGGUAAUGUCACUGUUAGACCCUCAUUAUGGUAAGCAUUGUCAGCAUCCUUCAUCUGCCAUUUUUUAAAGUAUUAUGAAGGCUGUGCCCUCAAACCUUUUGCUGUAUUAUUGUUGUGUAAACUCCAAGUGGCAAGAGACUUCCAGCAGUACCAGUGCUUGCCCAGGCUUCAGUUUCCUUAGAAUGAAGGUCAGUGGAGACUCUGGCGUCUUUAGAAUAUAUGGUUUUAUUUACAUAUAUACAAGCUGAGCAUAGGAUGGAAGGGCUCACACAGUAUUAACAUUCCAACAGACCUUGCCUCCCCAUUAGGUUCUGAGGGAGAUCCCCAGGACAUAGCUCUGCGUCCAGCAGGGGCCCGAACACUCUCGCACACAGCCUUCCCCCCUUUGCCUAUUGUUAUCUGCCCUAGGGUGAUGUAGCAUACAGCCAGGUGAGGUGGGAAAAGACCCCACACAUUUGUGUCUGUGAGAUCAGAGCAACCUCUUUGGACAUGUAAAUGGAAGUAAUUAACUGGUUAGCUAAGGCAAUUACCUUAACUUAAGAACUGGUUUGGUUUCCUCUCACACAGGUUUUCUCUCACACAUUCUAACCUCACAUGUACAGCAUAAUAGGCCUGGAAGGAACACAAAGAUAUCCUCACUGAACCACAUAAACAUAUAACACUAUGAAGUAUCCAGGUGCACACUUUUGUUGUAUGCUGCAGUUGCUUCCCUUGACCUCCAUAAUAGUACCCAUGCCAUGCAGCAGAUAAAAAAACCCCUGGAUCAUAUUUUGAUUGCACAGUGUAUGCUUUGGGGGGGGGGGGAGUGCAGCAAAAUAUAAUUAUUUAGAAAGUCACUUGUUGCUUUUUCUGUUAACUUAAAUUUGAAGCUUUCUCAAAAGCAGAUAACUCUUGUUCCUAAGAUUUCAGGCAAGACAUUUCCAUAAGGCUAGCCUCUGUGGCUUGGAUUCAGCAGUUGCAGAAUUUCAGGUACAGUAUAUACUCAUUGUUUUAAAAGCAAGCUUGAGAGGACAUCUCAAUACUAAUCAAAUCAAAUGGAAGAAAUAUACCUUGGAAUCAGUAGACCUUGCUUCUGUAUAUCACAUGGCGAUUGGGGUGCUAAAUGCUUGAAUGGCAUAUUUGCUCUUGGUGGUUAAGUAUUCAUAAAAAUAUGGAGGGAAAUAACUUUCCCUUCCAAAAGGAGAAAUAAAUGGGGCGGUGAGAGACUUAGGGACCUGGACUGCUAAAGCCUGCUUAAAUGUCCCCCAAACUUCAGUCUCAGAAAUCACAUUGAAGUAUUUGUUAAGUAUUCAGUGUGAAAAGCUUGAAGAUUAAUUGCUUCAUCACUCCUAGCUAGCAGUUGCAGUUCACCUGACCGCUACACUAUCAUCCUUCAUAAUCUUGAGUAUUAUUCCUUCCUUCCUUUCUUCCUUCCUUCCAACCAUAGUUGCUUCUCAGAAAGCUUGACUCAAAUGCUUAUACAGUGUGCCAGCCAAAUGUGUCUGGUGACUUCAUGGCACUGCAUCUUGUUCAUCCUCUUUUUAAUUGGAACAGAAAGUCAUCUGUUGAUCUUAAUAAGUCCUGUCCAAGAAGAUCCUUCCCUGAAGAAAUCAGUCCUGAUGGUAGCUGCUUUUGGAAGUACUAAAUGUGAAUGGUAUUAGGCUUGCACAUGAUGAAAACUGGACUUUUUGGCAGCUUUUUGCUGGAGAGAAAAGUUGUGGGUGCACCUGCAUCCAAGGUUUUCAUUGGAAAACCCACUGAAGGGGAACAAGUAGCACAGCCUAGCCUGAGGUAGAUUGCAACCUCCAUUGCUGCAUUUUGUAUAUGUUUAAAAAGCUAAAUAGAAACCCAAAUAUCUUUGUAUUCAGCAUCUAUGUCCCUAUGAAGCUACUGUUAAACAAAAUGUAAAGUAUCUGUCAGCUGCUUAAGGCAGUACAUUUUAGAUAAUAUUAUAUAUUUCCCUAUUUGAAAAUUGGAUUGCAUUUUGCAAGAACAGCUCUGAAUAAUAUCUGAUCAAUAUGUAUUGUUUGAAGAAUAAUUCGAAGACUUAUCUUUCAGUUUUUUGUACAAUAACUAUUUUGAAGGCUUUGGGUGUGAAAGAUCUUAUAAAAUUUACUAUUUUCCCAGUGACAAAGUUACAAACAAAUCCCAAGUUACUAAAGUGAGAUAACACUUCCAAUUUAAAAAGAAAAAAUUCAAAUGCUUAUUAAGUUUACUAUGUUUGUGAUCAUAUUAAAUUAUGAACAAUUCUAUUUACAUUUUAUUACUUUUGAACAGCAUUGCAAAGAAAAAGGUGACUGGGCCAAACUGGGAACUUUAUACGUUAAUGUGAGAAGUGGAUGUGAAAAUUUUGGUGACCUUGAAAAGUACUCAUUGUGCAUUGCUAACAUCCUGACCGAUUCAGUGACAGAAGAGAGACCAGGCGUUCCUUUUUGUGAAUUUGCAGUUGCAGGUAAAAUUUGUACAAUAUUGCCCGCUAUUCUGGAGUCACAUGCAAAGGGAACUUUAAUAAAAGUUAGGGGUGCUUCACCAAAAUACCAUUUCAGCAAGCACUAUCACCCCCAAGUCCUCUUCUAAGUGCUGCACCACCACAAAUAUUUCACAGGCAAACCAACCCAAUGAGAUUUUUUAGAGGAAUUUCACAGGCAUGAAGAGAUCUUUAACAAGUGCAUCCACAGAAGUUCAUCUAACACUGAUAUGUGUGCCUCAUCUGCAGUGUGAGGAGUCAACCCAUUACCCUUAUAUUCUGAUUGUGUGGCAUGUUCAGUAGGCUGUGGACAAGGGAGCAGAGCAAAGACCAAAACACAUGUAUGUUUAAAAGCAGGCCAAAACUUCAUUAUUUGCAGCAGGUAAGUGGGUGUUGACAUAGCAGUGGGGCAGGAUUGGUUCUUGAUUCGAAACGCCCUGCCUGAAGUUUGCUAACCCAUCCUAGCACAACCACUGAGGCAUUGCACUUGGGAGUUAACCAGCAUCAAGAACCCGCUAUAGCACAGGCCAUGCAUUUAGGAUCCCACUGGCAACCUCUGGUGAGCAAUGGCAGGCCUGAGCCUCUGAGCCAUGGCAGAGACCUGAAACAUUGCCCCCAAUACCCCAUAUGAGGCUCCACCCCACACUGGAGAUUCUGCCCAGUGCAAUUUCUGCCAGAGUUAUGACAAAAGAGAACAAACUCCUAGCAAAGUAGGCUUUCUACUGAAGGAAAGGCAAAAGCCUCCCAAACACUUGACUUGGUACAAUUGAGAACAAACCAGCAGCCAGUAUGGCACCCUCAGUGAAAUGCACUAAACCAGGAUUUCCAGCUGUUUUUGGACAACAAUCCACAUCAUCCCUGACCGCUGGUCCUGCUAGAUAAGGAUGAUGGAAGUUGUAAUCCAAAAACUGCUAGCGACCCAGUUUUGGGAAACUUUGCACUAAACCAUGGGUAGGCAAACUAAGAUCCGGGGGCCGGAUCUGGCCCAAAUGCCUUCUAAAUCCGGCCAGCAGACGGUCUGGUAAUCAGCGUGUUUUUACAUGAGUAGAAUGUGUCCUUUUAUUUAAAAUGCAUCUCUGGGUUAUUUGUGGGGCAUAGGAAUUCAUUCAUUCUUUUUUUCAAAAUAUAGUCCGGCCCCCCACAAGGUCUGAGGGACAGUGGACUGGCCCCCUGCUGAAAAAGUUUGCUGACCCCUGCACUAAACCAUAGGAGGGUAGAUGAGGAAGUUCAGUGAGGAAGGCCUGGUCAGGCAUGUGGCAGUUCCUUUUAAGCAAGUCCUCACUCCCAGAGUUCCCAUGAGAGCAAAUGGAAACCCAGGGAAAACAAGGGUGUCCCUGACAUGCCAAGAAGGUGCCAAACCACAAGUUAUCUGAUAAGGCAUUUCCAGGCAGGAGAACACACAAAGCCAUCAUGGCCAGCUGGGAAGAGUCUGCACUGUGCCAUCAAGGGACAUUUAAUGGGAUUCAGGGAGCAGCUGGUACAAUCUGCACCUUAUUAUGUUAUUGCUGCCACAAUACUAAGCACUCAGCACUGCAAAUGUAAAAAGAUAAGAAGGGCUGAUAUCCUGGCGUACAGUAGUAGACAUUGCCACUCACUAGGCCAAUUUGGACAUAGAGCUAAACAAUAUCACAUUCCAGGUACUACCUAUGGAAAUCAUUGGGCUUGUGUACUCUUUCACAUGCAAGAAGAGGAAAUAAAAACCUCCUGCUUUUGACUUUGAAUUAGCCACGCUUUACUGUCGUGCCCAAACUUUGAUUACUUUGCUUAAACUCUGUAGACUUAAUUGAAACAAGCCCAGGGCCGUUUAUGAUCUAAAACAAGAAUGGGGAAACUUUUUCAGCCAAAGGGCCACAUUUCCUUAUGGGCCGCCUUCAGAGGGCCACAUGCCAGUGUUGAGUAGAGCCAGAGGCAAAAGUGGGUGGAGCAACAAAUGUGUGGGGGGGGCCCAGUAAGCUAGUUUAGUAACCCACACAUAAAUACCCCCUCUAUCCUCCAUCCAGAUAAAUAAGAGCCAUCAGAGUUCCAGGAGACAUUCCAGCCAGGAAUGCAAAUACUCAGGAUGCAACGGGUGUAAAAAAAUACUCAGGGUGCAAAGGGUUUGGCUUGGGGAAGGUUCUGAAGGGCUGCAUUUGGCCCCAAGGUCUGAGGUUCCCCACUCUUGGUUUAGCUUUUAACAUGGUAUCUGAACCAACCAACUGGCUGCAUACUGAUGGUGUUGGUUUCCUGUCCCUUAAAUGGGCCAUAUGUGGUGUGGUGGUGCCAUUUUCUCCCACCUUAUUUGCCACCCUUCAAAACUGUUACAGCAUAAUAACUCGGUGGUCCCACUGUGUCCAAUGAGACAUGCCACCUAGUAAGCACGUUGAAGAUGGAAGCCUGCUAAUCUGCUACGUUUAUUGUAUGUCUUUAAAAAAGCUGUUUACAUAGGAAAUAAUUCAGAUUAUUUAUUACCCAGAAUGAAUGUCACAUUGGCACAUUUGGGAAUGAGUAAUCAUUUAACUAGUUCCUCCAUUUAAAAACAUAAUUUCAAGAAAUCUAAAGCAACAUGUUUUUUUUCUUUUCUAGUUAAGGCUGAUCCUUGUCACAAUGAGACAGAUACAACUUUAUUGGGAAGGAUUGGUAUCGGUGCUAUGUUUUCAUAUUACAAACUGCAGCAGUGGCCAAAGGUACUUUGCUUCUUACAAGGCAUACCCGUGUGUCUAAUCACAUAUUACAUGAGCAUGCAAGUAACAUAUGACAAUGGGAGCAUGGUUUUGGAGAUAAUCUAGAAAUUGGGGGCGUGGGUGGCGCUGUGGUCUAAACCACUGAGCCUAGGCUUGCUGAUCAGAAGGUUGGCGGUUCAAAUCCCCGCGAUGGGGUGAGCUCCCGUUGCUCGGUCCCUGCUCCUGCCAACCUAGCAGUUUGAAAGCACGCCAGUGCAAGUAGAUAAAUAGGUACCGCUCCGGCGGGAAGGUAAACAGCGUUUCCGUGCACUGCUCUGAUUCGCCAGAAGCGAAGGUCAUGCUGGCCACAUGACCUGGAAGCUGUAUGCCAGCUCCCUCGGCCAAUAAAGCGAGAUGAGCACUGCAACCCCAGAGUCGUCCACAACUGGACCUAAUGGUCAGAGGUCCCUUUACCUAAUCUAGAAAUUAUUGCACACCUCGGCAGUGGCGGGGGGGUUACUGUUCCUUUACUCAUAUUAAUUGCUAACAAUAAUGAUUCCCACAUUCCUAUGAUUAUUCUAAUUUGCUUCUGCCAACUUUGAAUCUCUAAAAUUCAAUUAGAUGGAUGACCUUGGCAAACUUUUAUAGGCAAUUUAGAAGAAGACCAAAAGAAGUUGUAAUGCUUCAAACAAUUAUUGUGGUUAUUGCAUUGCUGUAUUUAAUUUAAGUCUCAUUCUUUUCAGUGGGAAAGUGCUUACUUCUCCUACUUAAGUCAGUGGGAUUUUAAAAGUACUUAACUUUGCCUGAUCAUGCACAAUAUAUAUUGUAUAAACAAGAUAGCAUAAGAAGUACUUUGGCUGAAACAGUGCCUUUAAGUAAGUGUUUUCUGAGUGGGGAUGGAUUUAAUUAUAAAUUGAUCAGCAGUUUCAAGCAGUGUCUGUGAAUGCUUGGGGGUUUUAUAUAUACCGGUAGUUCUAAGUUAGUUUGUUUUCAGAGGCAUACACAUUCUUGGGAACUGUAGUAUGGGUUUAGGGGAGGCAGUGUUUCUUUCCUUACCUGUACAUCAUGGUUAUUAAGGGUUAUGUGGAGGACAUGCCAAAUUUAAAAAUUGUUUCAUUUGCUAAACUUGGUUAAUUGGUUAUAUAUGUGGCAAGGUUUUCCCGCUGUGACAAAUGGACUUGGCAAUUUGCUUUUGAAGGGUCUCAUUUGCCUGAUGCUUGCUCUUGAGGCGUGUGUGUGUGUGUGUGUAAACUUGGAAAUUUCCAGCCAAAUUAUUCGUGUAAAGGCUUAGGAGCCAGGGUAAUGCUUGGUAUACUACAUACUCAUUUUUAUAAGUUCAAAGUGGUUUUGGCAAUCAUUGAACGCAUGCCAACAAAGCAAUUUGCCUUUUUGGACCCCUAAGCUGAAAUUGCAAACCAUACAGGUAUAAAAAUAUUGGUGCCUUUUAAUCUUGAAUUAAAUUUAUAAGUGGAAGACAAUUCCUUGUGUGAAGGGAGUGCAGCUCAAGAUGCUUGUGUAUUGUGCUUUGGCUGAACCAAUAUUUUCCUGUGGUGGAGGAUAACGUCCUUGUUCAGAUUGCUCCUCUCACUAGACUAGGGCUAAACCAAUUAGGCUUCAAGGCUGCCUUUUGGGAGGCAGCAGCCAAUCUUCAGUCCUUUGUCCUGACUGGUCCGAAAAGAAACAAGUGGGAGGAGCAACCCAAAUGAGGAUGUCAUCCUAUCAAAGCAGAAAGGAGCUUAUCGCAGGUAAAAACUACUGCUCCUUUCCAUGCUCAUUUUUUUCAUACUUAUCAGUGUUGCUAGCUAAGAACAAAAAAGAACAAUCACCACCCCUUGUGCUUAGGAGUAUACAGUGUCAUGCAUGAACAAGUAUUCUGAGAUAAAAAACUGAUACUAUGGUAAUUCUCUAUGCUGCUUUCCCCCUUUGUAUCAUAGGCCAAGAAGGUUCUGGAUACGCUUCAUGCCUUAAAGAUACACUUCACAUUUUUGAAAGGACUUCUUGGUCAGGAGAGGUUGGCAUCACGGUGCCACAUUGUUAACAUUGCUGUGGAAAUAUUUCUCAAGUGCAGGAGCCUAAAUGGAGCAUUUUGGGUGUUGAGAGGUACACUUCUUUAUUAACAGAAAUAAGCAAGGCUUAAAAUGACACGUGUAGGUUCUGCCUUAACAUUACAGCGGAAAUUGAGAGAGCCAAAAUAUGUGGUUGAAGUCUCAAGCUGACAUUUACUCAUAUUUCUGAGAAUUUGCUGACAGAGGCUUGGUGAAUAAUUAAAGUACAUUGACAAUAGUGCAGAAUAAAUGAAGCAAGGGGAACUGUCCGUCAUCUAAAAUUUGGUCUCCUUCAUAUUUCAUGUCUUGCUAAAUGCAGAAAUGUCAAAUCCUUACCUCCCUUGCAUUUUUAAGAAGAGCAACUUUCUCUCAUUAGUUAUGUAACGUUUUGUGAGAUUAAUGGCCUGUUCCAUAACAGUGCGGCACAGUGCUGUGCAGAUGGUCACUUGGUGCUCUUGACUGUGUUUAACCCCAGCUGCUGCUGCUCUGACCUGCUGCUGUGCUUCAAGUGACACUUUUUUGGUAGCUGUUCCAAGCAGUAGCCAACCAGGAAAUGAACCCUAUAGACCUGCGGCUUCUGGAGGGGGGAUAUAUGAUAUAUGACAGUAUAUCCUCCAAUCACAAAAUGGCUGGGGCAUGUUCCACAGGGGGGGAUGCACUGGGACAACCGAUCUCAGUGAUCACGGGUAGGAGGAGGAGUUACGCUAAGACUAGACCAUGUCAUUACAGAGGGGGCAGGUUUAGUCGUUGUCUGAGGACUAUUCCUGCCUCCGGGUCUGGUCCUGACCGGAUGGAUACUAGAAUCAGCAAGGGAUACCCACAUGACCUGAAGGUGCUGCUGUGCAAUGCCAGGUCAAUGAUUCAUAAGACCACUGCCAUCCAUGACUUGAUCAUGGAUGGAGGACUUGACCUGGCAUGUGUAACAGAGACUUGGUUGGAUGAAGCAGAUGGGCCUGUCCUUGCCGCUGCUUGUCCACCAGGUUUCUCUUACGCACAGCAACCCAGGUCAUGUGGGCGGGGAGGGGUUGCAGUGAUUUUUAGGAAGUCAUUAGUUUGCACCAGGCGUCCUAUUGGGAAGACCCAGUUUUCCGAGUGCACGUUCUGGAAGUUGGGCAAUAGGGGCAGUACAGGAUUCCUUUUGGUGUACUGACCUCCCCGCUGCACCAAGGAUUCCCUGCCCGAGCUGCUUCAGGUCGUGGCGGAUGUUCUCCUGGAGACACCUAGCUUGGUCGUCCUAGGGGAUUUUAACAUCCAUGCCGACACGACCUUACAAGGGGCCGCUCAGGACUUCGUGGAAAGCAUGGCCUCCAUGGGGCUGUCCCUGAAUAAGUCUGGCCCAACCCAUAGCCACGGACAUGCCUUGGACCUGGUGUUUACCUCUAUGGAUGUUAGUGAUCUGACACUAAGUAAAAGCGAAACGAAAGAAGUGCCAUGGUCAGAUCACUUCCUGGUGCAACUGGACUUCUCUGUGACCCAUCCCCUCUGCAGGGAGGUGGGACCAAGUCGGAUGGUCUGCCCCCGCCACUUAAUGGAUCCAAAUGGUUUCCAGAGAGUGGUAGGGGAUGCUUGAUCCCAUGUUGAUGGCCUUUCAGCUGAUUCCCUGGUGGCCCGCUGGAAUGUGGAGUUAACCAGGGCUAUUGACUGUUUGGCUCCGAAGCGCCCUCUCCGAUUGCAUGGAACCCAGACAGCCCUCUGGUUUUCCACGGAUCUGAGGGCAAUGAAACAAUCGUUGAGACGGCUAGAGCGCUGGUGGCGGAUAACUCAUUCCAAAUCUGACCGGACACAGGUUAGAGCUCAAUGUCGAGCCUACCAAGUGGUGAUAGCGACGGCAAAGAAGAAUUUCUUCACCGCCUCUAUUGCAUCUGCAGAAAACAGCAGCAGGAGACUUUUUCAGUUGGUUCACAAUUUAGCAGAACCACCUGCAACAUCGGGGCCCAGUACGGGCCACAUGUUCUCCUGCAAUGAUUUUGCAAAGUUUUUUGCAGAUAAAAUCGCUCAGAUUCGGGAAGAAGUAGACUCCACCGUGGGAGCAGGGCCGGGGCGGGAGAGUGCUAGAGUUUUGUCUAGUCAAGUUGAGUGGGAUCAAUUCCAAUCUGUUACCUCCGAGGAUGUGGACAGGCUGCUUGGACGAGUGAAACCAACCACCUGUCUCCUGGAUCCUUGCCCAUCCUGGCUUAUAAAAGCUAGCCGGGAAGGACUGGGCGAUGGGCUUCGUGGGGUGGUGAAUGCUUCCCUCCAUGAGGGAGCCUUCCCAGACCCGCUGAAAGAGGCGGUUAUUAAACCGCUUCUUAAAAAAACCAUCUUUAGAUGCGGCCACGAUGGCCAACUAUCGCCCAGUCUCAAAUCUUCCAUUCUUGGGCAAGGUGAUUGAGCGAGCGGUUGCUGAACAACUCCAGGCACGCCUGGAAGAAGCGGACCAUUUGGAUCUCUUCCAGGCGGGAUUCAGGCCUCAUCAUGGGACUGAAACUGCCUUGGUCGCACUGGUUGAUGAUCUCCGGCGGGCUAGGGACAAAGGUGAGAGCUGUUUCCUAGUUCUGCUGGAUCUCUCAGCGGCGUUUGAUACCAUCGACCCUAACAUCCUUCUGGAUUGUCUUGAGGGGCUGGGAGCUGGGGGCACUGUCAUACAGUGGUUCCGCUCCUUCCUCCUGGGCCGUGUUCAGAAAGCGGUGGGGGGGAUGAGUGUUCAGACCCCUGGGCUGUCACUUGUGGGGUGCCUCAGGGUUCUGUCCUCUCCCCCAUGCUUUUCAACAUUUACAUGCAGCUGCUGGGAGAGAUCAUCAGGAGGUUUGGGCUGGGUGUUCAUCAGUAUGCGGAUGAUACCCAGCUCUACCUCUCUUUUAAAUCAGAACCAGUGAAGGCGGUGAAGGUCCUGUGUGAGUGUCUGGAGGCGGUUGGAGGAUGGAUGGCGGCUAACAGAUUGAGGUUGAAUCCUGACAAGACAGAAGUACUGUUUUUGGGGGACAGGAGGCGGGCAGGUGUGGAGGACUGCUUGGUCCUGAAUGGGGUAACUGUGCCCCUGAAGGACCAGGUGCGCAGCCUGGGAGUCAUUUUGGACUCACAGCUGUCCAUGGAGGCACAGGUCAAAUCUGUGUCCAGGGCAGCUGUUUACCAGCUCCAUCUGGUACGUAGGCUGAGACCCUAUCUGCCUGCAGACUGUCUCGCCAGAGUGGUGCAUGCUCUGGUUAUCUCCCGCUUGGACUACUGCAAUGCACUCUACGUGGGGCUACCUUUGAAGGUGACUGGGAAACUACAACUAAUCCAGAAUGCGGCAGCUAGACUGGUGACGGCCGCUGAGACCAUAUAAGACCGGUCUUGAAAGACCUACAUUGGCUCCCAGUACGUUUCCGAGCACAAUUCAAAGUGUUGGUGCUGACCUUUAAAGCCCUAAACGGCCUCGGUCCAGUAUACCUGAAGGAGCGUCUCCACCCCCAUCGUUCUGCCCGGACGCUGAGGUCCAGCGCCGAGGGCCUUCUGGCGGUUCUCUCAUUGCGAGAAGCAAAGCUACAGGGAACCAGGCAGAGGGCCUUCUCGGUGGUGGCGCCCGCCCUGUGGAACGCCCUUCCAGCAGAUGUCAAAGCGAUAAACAACUACCUGACAUUCAGAAGACAUCUUAAGGCAGCCCUGUUCAGGGAAGUUUUUAAUGUGUGAUAUUUUACUGUAUUUUUGGUUUCUAUGGAAGCCGCCCAGAGUGGCUGGGGAGGCCCAGCCAGAUGGGCGGAGUAUAAAUAAUAAAUUAUUAUUAUUAUUAUUAUUAUUAUUAUUAUUAUUUCACACAUUUUAAACUCCUCUCUCUCUCUCUUUUUCUUUUUCUUUCUCUCUCUCUCUCUCUCUCUUUCUUUCUCUCUCUCUCACCCCCCCCCCAUCCUGUGCAAAUACCUUGGGGACACCUGGUUUCUGUCUCAGUCAGGAACUCAAGCUUGUCAACAAGGCUAGGCCAAACUGAUAGUUUUCCACAUAAGCUGCCAAGAUAACACUCAAGACUUGGCAGCCUCCAUACAUUUUCAUGAGAUUCACAAUGGUCAGUACAGUAGUUCAUAACUGGACAUCAAAAUUAUUUUCCUCAGGCUCUGCAUGGAGAGCAGUUCUUUGUUAAAUAGCUGAAUGCAAGGUGGGCAGUCAUCUGGGAUCUUUCACAAGGCCCUAUAUUAUUUCGUUUGUCAGCAUUCAUGGCCUCAUUUUAAUCGCUUUUAAAAUACCAGUAUUAAUCUCUCUAGAGUCGGAAUGGAUAAUAAAUACUCUAACAUGGCCUUGUGAUCGAAUGGAUGUCCUCAAGCGACAUAACCUGCUAUAUGUAAUAGCAUCUGAGUGCAUUGCAAAGAGCCGUUAUGGAGAAGCAUUUGAAGUCUUGCAAAAUCUACCAGGCUUCAGGAAUUCUUGUAGUAAGUGUUUAUAAUUCCAUUCUCAAUGGCUAGUAAGCAUCUAUGGACUUUUAAUCAGAUACUAAGAUAAAUUGGUAUUUUAUGCUGCAAGUUCUUGAUAGAGAUGGCUCAUUUCAUAAGAAAGGUUUUCCUUCCAUUCUCUUCCUGAAAGCAGAGCAACUGUUCAGUUUAAAACAACUGCUUCUUUCUGUUUUUUAUCCUGUCUCUUCUGUUUUGAGGUCUAUAGAAUUAAGAAACGCACAAGGUGUUUUUGUUUUGGUAAGACCUUUCAGGAAUCUACAAAGCAGGAUACACCUGUCAAUAGUAUGUAUCUAGGUAGAUACCAUGUUGCAUCAUCACUGCCAUUCAUAUACAGUGGUACCUUCGGUUAUGGACGGGAUCCGUUCCGGAGGUGCAGCUGUAUCCUGAAAAGUCUGUAACAGGAGGCGCUCUUCUGCACACACGUACGGCAUGAUUGAGCGCUUCUGCGCAUGCGGCAAAACCAAGAAGCAUACACUUGUGGGUUUGCUGCGUUCGCAACCCGAAGUUUACAUAUCCAGAGGAAUAUGUAAGCAGAGGUACAACUGUAUAUAUUUUAAUCUCAAGUAUUUGUUCCCUGCGGGCAGUCUGCAUUCGGUUGGUUCUCCUUUGAAAUCAGAAGGGGGAGGGGCUAAACUUAUUGGUUAGCCUUCAAGAAGGCUCCUCCAGAAACAGGUCCUCCUACCUUUAAGUCAUGAAAGUAGUCUUUGCUGGGGAUCUGACCUGCCUGCCCUUUACAAUAUAUUCUUAAUCUGCCAAUAAAACUUUAAAGCUGCAAUACCUUGAUGCUUGCAGGGUAGAGGCAAAGGAAGUGUAAAGGGAAGCCUUGGGUGUCAGGAAAUGAAUGAGGUAAACACAAUGGGCAGAGCUGAUCAGAGGAGCAACAAUGUGUACUCCUGAGAAUGAUUCCAAGAGAUGGUGGGGCAAUUUUGGAUGAGAUUGGAAUGAGAACUGAGAUGGAUUAUUUCUUGGCAUAUAGCAGUGUUGGAACACUUUGUGGACUUACAGUGUGGAAAUUAGAGUUAAAAUUCCUUGAACGUCAGUUGCUGGAAAACCACAGCAGAAGAAGGCAAUUGCCCUCUUCUCCUUCCCAUAACUAUCUUGCCAAUCACUGGGAAAGGGGACGCUGUACCACAUAGACCUUAGGUCUGAUCCAGGUCAGCCAUGAAGCUUGCUGGAUGGUCUCUGAACUAUUUUUAAGUCUUCGCCUAUACUUCUGGAUUGUGAGGGGCAAUAAUGGGAUAAAUAUUUGUAUAUUAACAUUUAUAUACUGCCCAUAUACGGGUGGUUUCUACACCAUUCAAAUACAAAAUAUAAAAUUUAAAUUGUAAGCAUGAAAACCAAUUAUAAGACAAUCAAGGCAGUGGAAGCCAACCCAACACACAGCAACUGAAAACAAUUUAAAACAACAUAAUACCAGCCAGGGGGAGCAACUUGGUUCUGAGUUCUAAAAGUACUAAAAUAAUUGUAUGAUUAAGAUUCAAAGACUUAGCAAAACCAAAAGGGAUCAUAGUGUGGGCACCAGUCAGUCUUCUCUAGGGAGGCCACUCCACCACAAAUAAGACCCUUUCUCUAGUCAUUAGUUGGCUUGCCUUGCUAAGCAGGAGAACCUGGACAAGGGUUUCUGAUGAAAAUGAAUUCUUGGGCAGGUAUAAAUUAGAGCAGGUGGUCCUUCAGGGGGCCUGGCUAAAAGCAAAUAAGGGCUUUAACAGUUAAAACUAGUGCUUUUAAUUGGGCUCAAAAACAGACUGGGAGCCUGCACAGAUGUUCACUGUUUGCCCGCCCAAACUCUUUAGAGGGGUUAAUAAAACAAUCACCUAUGUAUCUCAGGAUGCAGGAUUUAAGCUGUUAGUUUUGCAGAUCACAAUAUAUUUGUAACUUUUUUUGCUUCUCAUCAAGAUCUAUUUCUGUGUAGCAUUUAUGAUAUGAAAAUAAUAAUUAUUGCUUAGUGUACACACUUCUGAAAUAUUUCGUUUAGCAGAAAACCAUUCUGCAGUACAGUUAUUCCAAUACAAGAAGAAAUGAUGCCUCAGGUGGCCGGGGUGUAUGUGUGUGCGCGCGUGUGUGCGCAUUCUAAGCAGAGUUGAUUUGUUCAUGAAAAUGAGAGAAACUAGGAUCUUCUUUUUUAAAAAAUCUUAAAACAGAGAGGGAAAACUUUGCUGUAGUUUUCCACUAUUAUAUUGCUGAAACCAAUGUUCUACUUAAUAAUUGAAGAAAAUUAAUCACUUGUAAUGUUUUUCUUUUGCAGAUAGUUUGGAUGUAUCCCAGUACAGGAGUUUAUUUAAUAAACUGCUAGGUGCUUCUUUGGAAAGCCAGAAGCUUCAAAUAUCAUCUACUGUAGUAGAUUUCAUGCUUGCAAAGAACAUUCCCAUUGAAUUUGAUUUACUUAGAGCAUUAAUCACAGCACUUGGAAGAGGCUGUUGGUGGCUUAAAGCCAGAGCACAUUAUAAACGUAAGCUCUCAAUGUCUACUACAUUACUAGUUGAAGAACUUCAGUUAUGCUGCAAUCUUAAAUGCACUUAUCUAGGAAUAAGCUACAUUGAAUUUAGUAGCACUCACUUCUGAAUAGAUAUGAUUCAGGUUGCAUUGUUAGAAAAGUUCAGGCUGCAGUCUAAACCACAAUUACACAUUAACAACUAGAUAUUGAAGAAUUCUGCCCAAAAUUAUUUUUGGGAGAUCCCUUGGGAGCUCCUGAAGGUACAAUAUAGCUAAAGAAGUACUCUGCUUUGUUUGACUUUUUAUGACUUGCUUUAAGAUAUUGACCUGUGCUAUAAUUAUUCAGAAGACCUGUCUGAUAUGUGUUGCCAUUCCAAGCAAACCCAGCAUUUUCUAGAUUUCCUCGAUUUGUGCUUUAGAAUGAAUCUACAGCAAAAGGAACAUUCAGUGACAACUUCUCUUUUUGAAGAAAAGUAGUAGGUUGCUAACCUUGUCUGGAAAAAGUGAGGUGGGAAAACAAAAGCUGGUCUGGUCCCAGAUUGUAGCAAAAUUCAAUUGCAGAACUUUAAAACUGAAGUUUAGAGUUUUCUAGGUUUUAGGAAUAAGAGCAGCUUUGGACUUUCUGAACAAGUAGUGGAGGUUUGCCACCUCUCCUUGCCUUCAGUUUUUGAGACUGUCCAAAACAGCAAUUAUAGUAGGAUGGAAAUUGGAAACAGUUAAAAGUAGUCCAGAAGCUCAAAUAAUCUUGGAAGAAACUGUUUUUCAGUAAAGCAGUAGAUGAUCCAAGUACCCACACACAAACCUAGAGAAGUGUGCUGUUUAGUACAACUUUGACACCUUCUUUUACAUAAUUUACUGUCACUUUUUAGAUGCUUUAGCAUUGGGUUGCUACCCACCACUGGAAGGAAAUCUUCACCGUAAACUUCUUCUGAUUCCCUCUUACAUGACUGAGAUUGAGAUGCUGUUAGCAAUUGAAAUUUUCUUGGUUUCUAAUGCUAGUAGUAUUCAGAGUCCUGGUGCUUCCAAUCAAAUACUUCAAAUAGUACUGAAAAGGUGAGUUCAUUUGCUUUUCCAAGUGCAUGAUUCUGUAUCCUCCCCUCAGCUUUCUUGCUUAUGUCUUUGAUUUGUGUCAAGGAAAAGAAUCUUAUGAUAAUCAGUUUAAAUCAGUAACUUAUAAAAUACAAUAAAUACCUAAUUUCUUCAAAGUCCUUUUUGUAACAUGUUGCCAGUAAUAGAAACCUGGUUUUAUUAUUUUGUCUCUUUGAAUUUUCUCCUCCUUCUCCUCCCACUACUGUUGGUGUUGUCUUCUAAUUUUGCACCAUUUCCUCAUUUUUUUUUGUGAUCAGUCACACAUUAGUUAGGAAAAAAGCUUGUUGUGGAAAGGAGCUGGUUUUUCCACGUAAUUGCUUCAUUUCUGCUGACACAUUACAGUAGUUAUCAUUUGUUCCCAGUUGAAAGACACAGUUGAAGCACAUUUGGGGAGGAAAGGCAGGAUGGUAGUUCAUAUAACACUGCUAAUCAUCUUAGAAUGACUGGUUGCUGGUUGUAACUUUUCUUGAUUGUGAAAACUCUUUUUCAGAUGUGAAGGCAAGGAUGAUAACUAUCAAUGUGCAGUGGAGAGGUUGAUUCAAGCUACUAACAUAUCUACUCCAAAGCUUUUCAUAAAGCAUUUCACAGUAAAUAGUGGCACGGAGCAAGUGUGUGGUUUGGAAAACAUUUGUGCACUUGAGUGGUUGAAAGAGAAUAUGAAGUGGGCAGGAAAAGUCUGGCUUUUUUAG
Molecule: messenger RNA, 40694 nt
Organism: Podarcis lilfordi (Lilford's wall lizard)
Lineage: Eukaryota; Metazoa; Chordata; Lepidosauria; Squamata; Lacertidae
Source: the annotation of a GenBank genome assembly